Molecule: messenger RNA, 8205 nt
Organism: Diabrotica balteata
Lineage: Eukaryota; Metazoa; Arthropoda; Insecta; Coleoptera; Chrysomelidae
Source: the annotation of a GenBank genome assembly
GACAGUUUUUCAAUGGUCGAUACAAACACAAAUUAGAUUUUUCACAUUCAGUUUUCAUUAGUGGUUGAAAUGGUUACUUAAUUGAAUUAUAAAGUGAUUUAAUAUAGAUUUGUGAGCUGUGAUAUAUCAGAAUGGGGGAGGAGGUAACUGAAAAGACCCGCAUUCAGCCAAAAAACAUGGCUGAACUCAAACAUUCGUUAUAUUUGUCACAGCUGAGAGCUAUGCUGAAGAGGAAUUUACUGCUGAAGAAGAGAGAAAAGCGAAAAACAACAGCGGAAGUACUUUUACCUUUAUAUUCUUUGGCUAUAUUAAUCGUCAUCAAAAUUACAAUGCCAAAUCCCAAUCUACCAGCAAUCGAUACCCCUCGUGGAGAAGAAGAACUUUUACACCAUUUUGGAAAAGUAGAAUCUCAUACCAUAGCUGUAGUACCGAAUACAUCGGAAGUAGUGUACUUUUUAGAACAAAUAGACAACCUAUGGAGCUCUAUUAGUUACAUGAAUCUUUCAAAAAUAAACUGGGUUCUUUAUGCUAGUGAAAAAGAUCUCAUGUCUGAAUAUUGGCAUAGACCGAAGUACAUUCCAAUAGCAGUCCUAUUUGAUAAUCAAGAUCCAUUGGAUGGUCCACUUAAAUAUGAGAUCCGAACAAAUCCUUCCAUAAUUGGAACACCACCAACUUCAAUAUUGUACAGUUCUCCGUUAGCCUGUCGAGAUACUAACAACAAAUGGUACAGUUAUGCUAGAGUUAUACCAGCAAUGGAAGGUGGCGAUAGUUGUCCUGUGAAUCAGUAUUAUUUCUCGGGGUUUUUAGCCCUUCAGGCACUUAUUGAUUACACAAGGAUAAAAAUCGACACAAAUGCAGACCUUAAAGUGCCUCAAUUACUGUUAGAAAUGUUUCCUAAGCCAGCGCAUACCGGUAACUGGAUGUUUCUCAUCCGCAUAAUCAUUCCUAUUUAUAUGGUAAUGGCUUUAUCCCAAUUCAUAGCCUACCUUUUGAUCCUCAUAGUAGGUGAGAAAGAAAAGAAAAUCAAAGAAGGAAUGAAGAUAAUGGGAUUGAAGGAUUCAGUUUUUUGGUUAUCAUGGUUUAUAAUAUACGGAGUUUUUGUACUAUUUUUGUCAGUCGUCUGUGUAGUGCUUUUAUAUAGUCUAAAAGUAUUUAUACAUACAAAUUUUCUACUGAUAUUUAUUUUGAUUGUACUCUACUGUUUUUCGAUUAUCAUGUUUGGAUUUAUGAUAACGCCAUUUUUCGAUAAAUCGAGGACUGCCGGAAUAUUGAGCAAUUUUGUAGUAAUAAUAAUGAGCAUGUUUUAUUUUGUACAAGUAUUUUUAAAAGAUUCAAACCCAAUUGCUUUAUGGUUUAUGUCUCUAAUAAGUCCAUCGGGAUUUGCUCUUGCUAUCGACAAUGCUAUCGUUAUGGAUCUAUCUGGAGAAGGAGUAAAUAUAAGUAAUAUCUGGUCAGGUCGCGGUGUUCCUUUUGGAGGUAGUCUAAUAAUGAUGGCAGUCGAUAUUGUAGUUUAUGGUUUAUUAGCAUAUUAUUUAGACAGUGUUAUACCUAGUGAAUAUGGUAUAAAACGUCCUCCAUUAUUUUGUUUUAAACUGUCAUUCUGGUUUCCUAAAAAGACUCUUCAAAAGGUUCCCCUUGCAAACGGAGAAAGUUCAGAACACUCAUUAAAUAAUACCGACUAUACCUUAGACGUUGAGCCGGUUCCCAGAGAAAUGCGAGGGAGGGAAGCAAUUAAAAUUGUGGAUCUUUAUAAAACAUUUCAGCAUUGUCAAAAACCUGAAAUCAAGGCUGUGAACGGAAUCAAUCUCACCAUAUACGAAGGGCACAUAACAGCUAUUUUAGGUCAUAACGGCGCAGGAAAAACUACUUUAUUUAACAUUUUAACUGGAUUAACAGCUCCUUCUGCUGGCACUGCAUAUAUUUUUGGACAUGAUGUCAGAGAUCCCAACGACAUGGACGCAAUUAGACGAAUGACAGGCGUUUGUCCUCAACAUGAUAUCUUAUUCGAUAAUCUGUCACCACGAGAACACCUAGAAUUUUUCGCGGCUGUAAAAGGAAUCCACCCGUCGUUGAUAGAAUUUGAGGUUAUGAAAACACUCCGUGAUAUCGAUUUAACGGAUAAAGGCGAAUUCAUCGAGUAAACAUUUAAGUGGAGGACAAAAAAGAAAACUGUCUAUUGGAAUUGCUAUUAUAGGGGACCCUAAAAUUGUUAUAUUGGAUGAGCCAACAGCUGGUGUAGACCCUUAUUCAAGAAGGCAUAUGUGGUCAGUUUUACAAAAUAAGCGACAUGGUAGGGUUAUUUUACUGACAACGCAUUUUAUGGACGAAGCAGAUAUUCUAGCUGAUAGGAAAGCAGUAGUGUCCAAAGGCAACAUAAGGUGCUGCGGAAGUUCUUUGUUCUUAAAAAACAAGUUCGGAAUCGGCUAUCAUCUGACGCUUGUGUUGGAGGGACAUUCUAAGGAAAACGCAAUCAACAAACUAGUAAUAACGCACGUACCUAAAGCAGAAAAAGCUCGAAGGCAUGGAAGAGAAUUAAGCUUUAUACUACCUCAUAAUGCCGUAUCGAAUUUUGCUUCUUUAUUUUCAGCGAUAGAACAGGAAAUUAAUAAUAAAAGUAGCAAAUUAGGAAUUUCUAGUUAUGGUGUCUCGAUGACGACAUUGGAAGAAGUAUUUCUUCAUUUGGAAAGAGACGAAGAAACGGAGGAAGAUACUGUAGACAAUCUGUCGAAGAAAAUAGUGAGGAACAGAGCACUAAGUAGGAGCCUUAGUCUACAAAAUAAGAGUACGAGUUAUCAGUCUUUACAAAAUGAAAGCAACAAUGCUCUCAUUCAAGAUGCCAAAGCUGCGGGUGAUUUUGAAACCUGUGAAUCGCCUAUCAAAGGGAUAGGUUUGGACUCCAUAGAAUGCCAUCCAAAUUGGUUUCAAACAUUGAUUGCUUUGUUAAGGUUGAGGAUUCUUAGAUUGCGACGUGAUAUCAAGAAAUUAUACGUUAUGAUAUUUCUACCUUUAGGUUUAGCUGUUCUAGGAUUAUUUGUUAAUAGCAUGGAAACGGGCCAACUGCGAACAAAAUCGUUGGUCUUGAACCUAACAACUUAUCCAUCAAUGCCAAUAGCUGUACAUAACGGAUCCGAUGCCAAUGUGGAUGAUUUUCUAAUUCAAUUAUUAGAUUUAGGAGUUGAUGUAUUAGACGACUACGAUGGAAAUUUUUCAUCUUUGUUAAAUAUAGCGCCUCAUAUGGUGGCCUUCAAUGUGAAUAGAUUUGAUUACCCCGAUUAUAGUGUGACAGUGCUCUACAAUGACACCGAGCAGCACAGCUUGCCUAUUGCCAUUAAUUUAAUCAACAAUGCCCUCUACAGACUCUUAACUGGUGAUAUGGAAGUGAAUGAGAAGUGGAAUCCAAUACAAGUUAGAAGUCAGCCUUUUCAACAAACAUCAAGUGACUUUAGUCUUGGAAUGGGUACUGCCACGUUUACUAUGGGGAUGAUUUUUGCACUUAUACCAGUUACUUUGGCGACUGAUAUGGUGUACGAUAGAGAGAUAAAAGCAAAAAACCAACUACGAGUAAAUGGCCUAUCGUUUUCUUUAUACUUUAUAAGCUACUUUAUAGUUCUGGCUGUAAUAAUGGCUUUUAUUUGUUCGAUACUACUGUUGCUUGUACUACUGUUUAAAACACCAUCAUUAUCUUCGUGGCCUGCACUAACUACAAUAGGAAUACUAGUUUUGUUUUACUGUCCAUCGUCCAUACUGUUCAGUACUUGCGUCAGUUAUAUAUUUGAUAAAACAGAUUCAGCGCAGUCAAUUAUGUCAAAUGUAGCGACUUUUCUUGGAUGGAUUCCUUUUUUGUUGGUUAUGAUCCUAGGUGGAAAUGUAGCUCUAAUACUUCAUAUAGUCUGCUCUCUCCUAAACACCAUGUAUCUUCCUUACGCAAUCAUCUAUUUUGUACAAAGAGUAGAUUUGGCUUGCAAGAGUAAUUUCGGCUGUACAGAACUUACUUUACAAAACUACAUGACAAUAGAAAUAGUCGUUAUGUUUGUGGGAUUAAUUUUGCAUAUUCCGUUUUGGUUCUUUAUACUUCUCAUAGUAGAUAUUAAGAAGAAUGGAGGAAAAGCGAAAGAUAUCUUUAAGUUUAGGAAGAAAGUUGUGGAUGAUCUCACGGAAGAUGCCAAUGAAGCCAGCGAUAUUGGUGAAAAUGAAGACCAAGACGUUAAAGCUGAAAGACAAAAAGUGAAAAAUCUAAUGCACAAUCACAUUAUAAACCCACCAGUCGUUAUGGUAGAGAAUUUACAUAAAGAAUAUAUCAAAAGCGAACUCAGAUGUACAUGUUGUAAAUCAGAAGAAGAAUCUGAGACAACGAAAAUAGCAGUUAAGUCUCUUUCCCUAGCCGUAGAUGCCGGUGAGGUCUUCGGACUUUUAGGUCACAAUGGUGCUGGAAAAACCACCACAAUGAAAAUAAUUACAGCCGAAGAAGCUCCGACUAGGGGGCGAGUUCAAAUAGCAGGAAACAGUAUAACAUCAAAUAUGAAUUCUGCAUUUCAACUGCUUGGCUAUUGUCCACAACAUGAUGCUUUGUGGAAAAACAUUACAGUUAGAGAACACUUAGAAGUUUAUGCUUCCAUAAGGGGUGUGCCUUAUCAAUCCAUUUCACGUCUAGUCAAUUCAUAUUUGAGCGGACUUCAAAUCCACGAACACGCAGAUAAGCAGACACAUCAGUGUUCAGGUGGUACAAGAAGAAAACUUAGUUUUGCCAUGGCCAUGGUCGGCAAUCCAAAAGUAGUUCUUUUAGACGAACCAAGCACGGGUAUGGACCCCAGGAGUAAGAGAUUCUUGUGGGAUACAGUGUUGGCCAGUUUUCAGGGUUCUAAAGGAGCUAUUUUAACCACACAUUCCAUGGAAGAAGCAGAUGCAUUAUGUUCUAGGGUAGGAAUUAUGGUCAAGGGAGAAUUAAGGUGUCUUGGUUCAACUCAACACCUAAAAAAUUUAUAUGGUGCUGGAUACACGUUGGAAAUGAAGUUGGGCGGUGGAGAUAUGACACCAACAUCAGAUUCAGGUGAUAGACACGAUGAACUUCGGGAAUUUAUAUCAUCUCUAUUUCCCGACGCAGCUCUUCAAGAAAGUUUCGCCGACAGGCUCGUGUUUAGUGUUCCCCAACAAAGUGUUCCUUCUUUGGCUAAUUGUUUUAAACAAUUGGAAAAAGCUAAAACCGAGUUGGAUAUCGAAGAAUACAGUUUCAGUCAGACGACACUAGAGCAAGUGUUCUUGAAAUUCGCCCACGAAAGCGAAAAUGAUGAAUCGUAGAAAUGAAUGAGAAGUAAUCGUAAACAUAGUGUUUAUUCAAUUGUGAUCCUAACAUAAUUAGUUUAAGUGUAAAAGAUAUCUAAAAGACCGUCGUUUUUAAAUUUUUAUAUUUACUAUGUUCAUUUGAUUACUAACAUACAAUGGUAGUAAUCGAAUCUGAUAUUGCAUUGCUUUUUUUAAUACAUAUCUUGGUUUAGUACUUAGCUAUUUGGUUGUUAGAAGUAUCCAUUCAGAUUUUAUAUCGAUUGAGUGUUUAUUGAGAUUAUUUUUAUUAUAGUGCCCAAUGUAAGCCACUUUAUUUUACAAAAUUAAGAGAAGUUGUAUAUAUAGUUUUAGUAGUUGCCUGUGGAAUCACUUUAUUAUUUAUUUAAAAUUAACGCAGCUACUCACGAUAAUGAAACACAAAGGGAAGAAAAAACGAAGAAUAAAUAAUUUGGCAACAAUGCUUUACAACUGAUUUUGAAUUUACAAGUUUCUUAAAAAAUAUUUCGUCGCUUUUUUCAAAUUAAUUAUUUCAAUACAUUAUAUAUAUAAGUAUUUAAUUUAUAGAUGGAUGGUGUAGUGUGACAUAAGGUAGAUACAGUUUUGUAUAUCAACUUGGUCAUAGAUAGUUACCAAAUUCACAUUUUGUAAUGUACUGAUUUCCGUUCUAUUUAACAAACGUAGCUGAAGGUUCUUUAAGCUGGAUGUACCAAAUUUUAACGUUAUUAUUGAGUGAAUUUCACUACAUUUCUUUAAUAUAUAAAAAGGACUACAUUUUUAUAAACAUUAAAAACUUGUUACGCUAAAAAUAACUUUACCCGGAAUUUUUACGAUAGUAAUCAAAACUCAACACUCCGACUAAUAUUAAUUAAUUUUACUGAGAACUUUUAAUUUCUAACGGGAGUAUUCUCUUAGGAAAAUUGAUUUUUCCUUUCAGAGGUUCAAAAAGGAAUCCAUUAACCAAUAAAUAUGCUGUAUGGGUGCCAGGUAUUCAUUUAUCAACAUGUGAAUACCUCCAGGUAUAAAUAAGCACUUAAUAUUAAGACACAAAAAAAGUAUAUUUAUGGUUCAUGAAUCAUCCUUCAACAAAAUACAUCCUGGAGUAAACUAAAUGUUGUGUGGCAAAAAUAAAACCAACCUUAAGAAACUGUAUGGUUUAUUGAUAAAAAUCUAAUGUAAUAUUUUAGAAUCCCUGAAGCGAAAAUAAAAUUUCAACAUGAAUUAAUUACAAGAUUGAACAUAUUGAACCCUUGACCAAUGAAAAGAAUCAGGCAAAAAAUUAUCAAAUAAUUUCUUGCCUGAUCACUUGAUAACCAAAUUCGUAAAAAAGUACUAUUUACUUAAUAAAUUAUUGAUACCAAACUCCUAUUAUAUUAUUAAACAAACGAAAUUUUUAAUUUAAUUAAACCAGCAGACUCAAAUUAUUACAUUUAUGUUGUACCUAACUUAAUUAAACAUUGCCAUUAAACAAAAAUAAUUUAAAAAGAAAACUUACAAACGCCGUAGUUGGUUUAGUUCUUCGUUUUUAAUAUAUUAUAUAUUCUACACCGGGUUUAAUAGGUACUAGUCUACUAAAGAAAAUCAAACAUUUUGGAAAAGUUGCAAUUUAUUUUUGAAUAUAGUCUGCGUUUAGCUCAAAACACUUGAUCCAGCGAUGCUCCUACCCUUCUGAAAAAUAUGUUUUCUCGAGGUCUGCGAAGUGUGCCUCUGUGGCGGCGAUGACCGCAUCAUUCGACUUCUAUUUCUGUCCGGCGAGUGACUUUUUCAAGCUUGGAAACCAAAAAAAGUUGCACAGGGACAAAUCCGGACAAUACGCUGAAUGGGACAGAAGUUCCUAGACCAAUUCUAUCAAUUUAGCUUUGGUAACAGCGGAUGUGUGAGCCGCUGUAUUGUCAUUGUGGAAGGGCACUUUUUUCUUCGCCAAAUGGGGCCGUUUUUUCUGAAAUUAGGCGACAAAUCGGUCUGAUAAUUCGGUAUACUAAAACACUGUUACCGUUUUGUUCUUCUCCAGGUAGUCGAUAGACCGCACCUUGCGAAUCCCAGAAAAUGGUGGACAAAAUAUUACUAAAGAUAAAAAAGUCUUCACCUUUUUCGCAUCACGUUCGCCGGCUUUUUAGUCCAUUGCUUCGACUGCUUCUUGGUCUUUGAUAUGUACCGGUGGAUCCACGUUUUGUCGACGGUCACGUAAAGACGCAGAUUCUCCUUCAAAUUGCGCUUAAAUAGUGUCAAGCACUGUCCUGAAGUGGUCUCAGGGUUACGCUUGUUGUUCGGAGUAAGCAAACACGUCACCCAUCUCGACGGCAGCUUUCUUAUACCCAAAAUUUUAUGCAGGAUAUGAUCCACGUAAUCUCAUUCAACCAAUUUUUGACGGUUGCCGUCGAAAGAGAAGUCAUCAAAUCUAUGGGUCCGAUUUGACUGAAAUUUUGAAAUUAGCUACCCACCAGAAUGUGGUACACCAUAAUAGAUUUCUCUUGCGAUAGUGGCGCCAUUGGGCAGUAAGGCUCAGUACUUAUCGGAUCGUCGUCAUUUUCCUUUUUAAAGAUACUCAUUAGGCAAAACGCCGAUUUUUAUAUCCCGGAUAACAAUUUUAGGGUCUGUUUCUGACAGCUGAUCUCAUUUGAUUAAAAAAUUAGAAAUGAAAAGUUAAAAUACUGAACUAAUGUGUUAUUCCACUAAACUCAAAAUAAAACUAUCAUGUUACUUAUAUAUAUAUAUAUAUAUAUAUAUAUAUAUAUAUAUAUAUAUAUAUUAUAUAUAUAUAUAUAUAUAUAUACAAAUAUAUCAAUUUUGAAAGAUCCGCCUACUACCAGAUGUACUAGCUGUUUUUACAAAUAAUUUUGAAACAGAUUUUUUACUUUGAAUUGCGAAGUUUUUCAAAAAUAAUUUUUUUGCGAAUAAUCAAUAAAUGUAAGUUUUUAAAGAAAGUCG